UUAUAUUUAUAUUAGAAGCGGAAUUAUCAUUAUGAAUUAGUUGGCAAUUAAGAAUUCUGGUAAAUAUGGAGCUAUAAGUGUGAUUGAAAAAUAAAUUUAUAGAAGCUUACUACUAAAGUGUACAGAACGUGAAAUAAGUAAAUAGUAUAUAUUUAUUUUCAUCAAAUGAGUAUGACUUAUAAGAGAUCAACUGAACAUCAAGUUAAAUGUGGCCUGUGCUCAAGAAAAGUAACAAAAAAAGAUUUUAAAGCACAUGUUAAGAAUUGUCAUAGUGUGGAUAUUGUUGUGGAGAGUUUAAAGUUCGUUUCUAUAGAGAAAUUUAGGAAAUGGAAAGCAUCCUUGGAACAAGACACUGAUAUAAAAUUCAUCAGGAAAUGUGGUAAGAUUGUUGGUAGUCCGGAUGUAAUACGGUUCUAUUGCCAUCAAUCUAAAUGUUACACGGAAUGUGGAAAACAUCAAAUAGAAAGAAGAAAAGUUAUUGAGGCAUACUGUCCAGCCAAUAUUAAACUGGUAGUGUUUCCAAAUGGAAAGUGCUCUGUGAGAUUUGUGAAGACCCAUAUUGGUCAUCUGAAUGUAUACUAUCCGAGUGGUUUCAUAAAAAAAGUUGAUGAAAAUAUAGUUGAUAUAAAUCAGAAUGAUUCAGCUUUAAAUGAAGUAUUAGAAAAGAUGGGAACUGUUAUGAAGAACAGUGGUAGUUUCAACGUUGACGUUUGGAUUGAAAGUUUGAAGAAGUCCUGCUGCGUUUUAUUUUAUAAAGCCAAAGGGUCUAUAAUAGAAGAAUGCAGAUAUCUUGCUUACAACGAUUUCAUUUUGAUCGUAAUGAGUCCAGCCCAAAGGAGGGUUUUGCAAAAAAAGGAUUUCGAUUUCAUCUAUGUCGGCGGUACACGUAAUAUAGAUACCAAUGGUUACGAGUUGAUCACGUUGAUGAUAGUUGAUGAUACGCAGCAGAGUUUUCCGUGUGCGUUCUUCAUCUCUAAUCGGGUGGACGAAGUUGUUUUGAAUUUUUUUUUCUCUUUCGUUAAGGAAACCUGCGGAAAACUGUUGCCGAACUUUUUCAUGUCCGAUAUAAACGGUAUGUAUUUCGAUGCGUGGAUCUCCAUUAUGAACAUGCUAGUAUCAAUGGAAUGGCUCUAUACUGAAAACAGUGUGAAAACUGAUUGGAAGAAGAACCAAACGAAAAUCAAGAGCGCGAAGAAACGUAACGAGAUUUACGAACUUUUGACUAAAAUCAUGUCAGAGAAUAAUGAGGAUAGCUUUGAUCAGCUGAUUGAUUCACUGAAGACGAAGUUAACAGACGAUUCAGAACUUGUCGAAUAUGACAAGUACAUUACUGAUAAUUACUUGGAUCAUUGUAGUAAUUGGGCUUAUUGCUAUAGGAAGAAAUACGGUAAAGAAACUAGUAUUAAUGUUGAGAGAAUGGAAAAGUUAUUGGAAUCGUUGUAUCUCAAUGAGAAUUACGCUGCUCGUUUGGAUAAAUCCGUUGAGCAUUUACUAAAAUUCGUCGAUGAUAGGCUGUGCUUCACCGACGAACGAAAACUAGUUAGCAAAUUAAAAAAUUCCCAAUCAAGGCACGAGAAUAGCUUAAAACUAAACAACACGAAUUGCGAGAAACUGGGAAAUAAAUGGCAGAUUACAUCUGACGAUACGCAGGAAUUCUAUUACGUAACGGAGAAUCUUGUCGGAUGUUCGUGCAGUUUCAGAUGCGAGCAAUGCGAUUGCUGCAUUCAUAAAUAUUGUUGCACGUGCGACGACAAUGCUAUCAAUUGGAAUAUAUGCAAACAUAUUCAUUAUAUCUGUAAAUUAUUUGCUAAUAAAUAUAAAGGUGGUACAUCCGAUGCUGACGAAAGGAAGAAAAUUGAAAGCGAUUUAUAUGAUUUGUUGAAGAAGAUAGAUUCAAUUGAUUCGAAAGAUUUAAAUAUUUUAAAGUACGGGAUUUAUAUGAUUAAAGCAUCGAUGUCUAAAGGAAAUUAGAAUUAAUUUAUUUAAUAAAAUUGAUAAUG
This is a messenger RNA of Nicrophorus vespilloides, 2000 nucleotides long. RefSeq lists its product as uncharacterized. The coding region runs from base 166 to 1971 and encodes 601 amino acids. Lineage: Eukaryota; Metazoa; Arthropoda; Insecta; Coleoptera; Silphidae. The transcript has 5 exons. The record is from RefSeq and is a predicted model, not a curated record.